UGUCAUCAUAACAUUUUCUCCUGCACUAGUUACAUCAGCACAAACUUAGUAAGGUUAUGUUAGAGUUUCUUUUUAGCGCUUUUCAAUAUUUCAGCGUUAUUUAGUUCCAAAAAUAUCUCAGAUACAAUAAAAGAGAAUUAAGAGCUGAGGAUGGCGAAAAGAACGCGACCGGAUGAGGAUGUCACUACUACCUUCAUCAGCUCUAUGACUACGCCUAGAGAGAUCAAAAAGCCCAUAGCAGUUCAGGAAAAGAAGAAGGAAGAAGAGAGAUUGGCCGAUGACUACGAGAUAUUAUACGACCCGGAAACCGACAAGAAUCAUCCUCUCGAGAAGUUCAGGCGGAAUCGUGUUUAUAAGUUGCUUAUAACCAGAGAAAUAGCCCGUUACUUGGAUCGAAGGACCUUCGUCACCGUGUCCUUCAGAGAAGCGAUCAUCUACAUUAUCUUCUUGGUCUUAAUUACUUUAAUUACACUGGGCUCCACGCCCCUCGACAUGUUCUACUUCUCACAAGCCAUGGAGACACUGUACACGAAGCAAGAGUUCGAGGGAGACUAUGGAGCUACGAAAACUUUCUACGAAAUCAACACAAAGAGUGAAGUCUGGAAGUAUCAGAUGAGCAUUUUACAUAACUUGUACCAUGACUUUUGGUACUCAAAACCAGAUCCAUAUGAAAAUCCAGAAUCCACGCAAGAAAAUUAUUUUGAAAACAAGUUGAUUGGAAUGCCUCAAAUACGACAGGUACGGGUUGGCAAUGGAACCUGUGAAAUGCAAGAUUCUUUUAAGGAUAAGUACAAACUUUGUUACGGACCAUAUUCUUCAAUUAAUGAAGCAACUGAUGAUUUUGGAACCAGUGAAGAGUGGAAGUACAAAACCGCAGAAAAUUCAAGUACAGCGUCAAUAGAGGGCAUCCUGACAAACUACAAUGGAGGAGGGUACGUUGCACUUCUUCAGAACAUAGACACCAAGUCCGAACAAACUAUUUUGAAACUACGGAAUGGCAAAUGGAUAGACAGAAGCACGAGAGCAAUGUUUAUUGAGUUUACCAUCUACAAUGGAAAUAUAAAUUUGUUUUGUACAUUCAAAAUUAUAUUUGAGUUCCCACCAUGUGGCGGAGUGAUCCCUUCACAUUGGAACUAUGUGCAAAAAUUUAUCAAGUACAACGACUCCUAUGACAUGUUCAUCUUUUUUUGUGAAAUUGUAUUUUGCAUAUUUGUUAUUUUCUACACAUUUCAAAAACUGGCUGAGAUAGUUACUUUGAGACUGAAACUGUUAAAGUCAUUCUGGAAUUGGAUUGAUAUCAUUAUUCUCGUUGCAUGCUACAUGGUGGUAAUACUGGACAUAUUAUUGUAUGUGGAAGUCCAUGAGAGUUUGCCUGAGUUGGUAUCGGUAAAAAAUCAGUGGAACUAUGCCAGCUUCGAUCAGAUGUUCUACAUACAUAUACUCUACAGUUAUAGCUUUGCAGUUCUAAUUGCAUUUGCCUUCUUCAAACUUCUUAAAUAUUUGAGCAUAGUGUAUGUCAUGCAUCAGUUACAGAGCACCAUUUCAAGGGCCAUCCCAGAUAUUAUCAACUAUUCCAUUUUAUUCUUGUAUGUAUAUUUUGCAUUUGCUCUUGUCGGACAUUUCUUAUUUGGCAGUCAAAUGGAAGACUACAAAUCAUUUCCAAUGGCUGUGUUUGCUCUGAUGAGAUCUUCUGUAGGAGAUUUCAACUACUACAAACUCGUACAAGCAGAUCCAUUUUAUGGUCCUAUAUUCUUUUUCGCCUUUAUAUUCUUCAUUGCAUUUAUUUUAGUUAACGUCUUCCUUGCAAUUCUCGUUUCCAAAUACGAAGAAGUACGGAGUGAAGUAAGGAUUGGGGGAGCAAAGACAUUCAUUGGGGAGAUGAUAUCAUUCUGGGCCAUUCGACUUCUGGAGAAAGCUGAGUGUAAUUGGCUUCUUUCACAGAUUGAAAGAAAGCGCUUUGAGAAGAAAGUAAGAUCACCGACGGAAGCAAUUCGCCAAUAUUUGCGCCAAGCUGGUUAUUCUGAACUUGAAAUCGAAUUAUUCUUCAAAAAGUAUGACAUUACAGACUCAAAAAUUGCAGCGAUGGAUGAAGAUAAGUUUAGCUACAGACAAGGAGAAAGAGAAGCACCUCCACCACUUACACAGAAGGAUAUAUUGCGAUACAUUGUUAUACAGAAAUUGGAAUACCUUGAGAACCACUACCAAGCUGCAAACAGACUGAUAGAUGAAUUUCUUUCCAAACUAUCCAAGUUUGAAGGAAGACGUUAAUAAUUAAUUAUGUUUUAGCCAAUACUUUGAGUAUAUGACAAAAGCUAAAUGAAAAAAGCAUGUCAUUAGCAUGUUGAAUCUUUCUAAUCAACAUUCUACUUUUUUCUGUUUAUUUUUAGUAUUUACGCAAGUGUUCAUUUUGUAACAGUAAUUGUUAAACAAAUAAAUUUGUUCAGAAGUAA
This is a messenger RNA of Homalodisca vitripennis (glassy-winged sharpshooter), 2450 nucleotides long. Its product is annotated as polycystic kidney disease 2-like 2 protein. Bases 151 to 2268 code for a protein of 705 amino acids. Gene Ontology annotation, cellular component: membrane. The transcript has 15 exons. NCBI's taxonomy places the organism in Eukaryota, Metazoa, Arthropoda, Insecta, Hemiptera, Cicadellidae. The record is from RefSeq and is a predicted model, not a curated record. Gene Ontology annotation, molecular function: calcium ion binding; calcium channel activity. Gene Ontology annotation, biological process: detection of mechanical stimulus.